Molecule: messenger RNA, 2217 nt
Organism: Histoplasma mississippiense
Lineage: Eukaryota; Fungi; Ascomycota; Eurotiomycetes; Onygenales; Ajellomycetaceae
Exons: 9
Coding region: 1-2217 (738 amino acids)
Biological process (GO): regulation of DNA-templated transcription
Molecular function (GO): DNA-binding transcription factor activity, RNA polymerase II-specific; zinc ion binding
Source: RefSeq, a predicted model, not a curated record
AUGAAUCUCCGAUCCAUAUUCUUGGAUAUUAUGAUCCAUGGACGUCGACGUCGUUACUUUUACCCGGGAGGUUUCCGUAUCUUGUCGAAGCUCCUCUCCAGAAUCCGCCCCCACCUCGAACAAAGAGUCGAGGGGAAAACCGAAAAGAGAGAAAAGAGAAGGAAGUUGACAUACAUCACAGACCGAGCGCAACCUCUGCGCUUAGCCUCUUUUGCUGAGGUCCCUUUUCAAGGGCCAGGGAUGGCAUCGCCGGCGAAAAGUGCUCCAGAAGAACAACCGGUGGCUCGGGUGCCUUCCGUUGCUGGCAAGAACAAGACGCGGGCCAAACAGUCCUGUAUUCCCUGCAGGACUCGCAAGGUCAAGUGCGAUCGAAUAAAACCAUGUCACUCCUGUUGUGUUCGCGGGCUUCCUUCCGAGUGUGAAUAUGUUGCGAGCAAUGAAGAUCGAUUCCUCAUCACCCAGGCUGACGCCGUUGCGAGCCUGAGAAAAGAGGUUGGGAUGCUCAAACAACAGCUGGCAGCUCUUGGCCAUGUUCCCCGCUCAGAGCUUGAUGCAGCAGACAAAGACGUCAGUCAGACCUCAAAAAAGCCAUCUCUGAAGAGGCCUCAACCGUCCCCUUCUGACCACGAACACUCGCUGGCCAAUUCUGCCCCGUACGAAAAACAUGCGACCUUAAUGAGAAUAUUCGAAACUAUCGCUACUGCGCCUGAAGAUAUUGUCGCCAAGACAGUUGCCCAGAUCAGAGAAGGCACUUUGCUGGAUGGCAGUUCCGCACCUAUAUCGUGCCCAUCGAAACAUCCCUUCUCUCAUGUGGAAUCUCAAUCAUCCUCCCCAGAAUCUUCGUUUAGUGAUAUUCAAAGCGGAGCGCAAGUAGAUGACGAAGAAUAUAGACAAUUCAAAAAGCACAAUCCCGGACUAAAACGUGAAUCCGUCGACGGAGCCUCUACUGUCAGCCUUCUCACGAACCUGAAGUUCCUAGUCAAGUCUCCCAAAAGGACACCAUGUUUCGCAAAACCGGGGACGGAACUCAUGUUCCAUGAUGACGACUGUUUCUCCGAAGAAUUUCUUAAUGGAAGCCCAAACGUCGACGGCAAAACCAUCGGAACGUCCCAAACCAUUCGCGCCGCUGCUGGCAUUAGAAUGUUUUCGCCGGUUCUCUCCGAUGCCUUUAAAGCGGUUGCCCUGACUUACUUUGGCCACGAGGUCGCUGACCAACGAAUCGAACGGACAGGGUCACAAAUCCAUGUUUCUGUGCUACGGAAAUUGCAGGAAGCUAUUAACAAUAUGCACCAGAGCAAUUCCCAGGGUAUUCUACUAACGGUCUGCCUUCUCAUGUGUUUCGAAACUUUUCGGCGCACGACAAGCGAGUCUCUGGUGAGUCAUGCCUACGGCGCGCUGAAGCUUCUAGAGUACCGAGGUCCGCAGAGCCAUAUGUUCGGGAUAGACCAUUAUUGCUUCGCAGAACUUCGACCGUACUGGGUAUCUAUAACCCUAAUCAUCCGAAAACCGACAUUUCUUGCCAAAGAAGAAUGGAAAACUAUACCUUUCUCAGCAGGUUCCUCUUCAAAGGACAUGAUGCACCAUCUUCUAGAUCAAGUGGUGGACAUUCCUUCAUACCUCGCGCAAUUCGACCGGUUUAUGGAGGGCAUUAAUUCAGGCUGCCUAAGUAACUCUGAAGUGGCAGCUACUCAAAGGAUGUUAUGGUCCUGGGUCAGCGAUCUUGAUCAGAGGUUACGCCAAUGGAAGAAAGAUUGGUUUGAUUCAGUACCCUACCGCCAACCCACCGAGGUGACAAAGCAAGGCGACGACCCAUUUCCGGUAUUUCGCUGCCGCGACCCUACCACAAUGGAUCUAAUCACACCGACAACAUUCGUGUAUCCAGACCUACGGAUCGCCCACACGAUCUGCGUGUACUAUGCGUCACACCUCGUCCUUUCGGCAUCUGAUACCAGACCGUCGGCCUCCCUGCAACCCAGCCAACAAUACGAGUUCGCAUGCAACAUUUGCCGUAGCAUGGAGUACUUCAUACGCAAGGCCCCAGGAAACCUUGUUAACCGGAUGGCGUUUCCUUUACGUGUUGCCUUCGACGUGGUGAUGGAGUCGAGCGUGGAACGACAAUUUAUCAUCGACAUAUUUCGGUUGGUGAAUGACCGGAACAAGCUCAAGCUCUGGGGCACCACAAUCCCGGAAAUAUCGUCAAAGAAACGACUUCGAUAA